This is a messenger RNA of Ascochyta rabiei, 1224 nucleotides long. RefSeq lists its product as uncharacterized. The coding region runs from base 1 to 1224 and encodes 407 amino acids. NCBI's taxonomy places the organism in Eukaryota, Fungi, Ascomycota, Dothideomycetes, Pleosporales, Didymellaceae. The record is from RefSeq and is a predicted model, not a curated record. The transcript has a single exon. Gene Ontology annotation, molecular function: gamma-glutamylcyclotransferase activity.
AUGACCGCGCCGGCCUCGACGAUGCACACUCCACAGAGUCCACACGCGACCUAUGAGGGAGCGUCGAUAGCGUCCGAGCCACACCUCUCGGUCAGCUAUUGCCGCGACCUUGUCAACCGCCUGAGCUCGCCGCGGCGACGCGACAACCGCCCCAAGCGCGUCUUUGCGCCCAUACCAAAGACUGCACAGGCACGACUCGAUGCCUCGUUGAACGACGCGCCGCUCGAUGCCGCUGCGACCACGCCGUCGACCAUCUCGGCUGCCGAGGAGAAGGGAAAGACAGUCCUAUAUCUCGCAUACGGCUCGAACCUAUGCAAUGAGACGUUCAGAGGCGUGCGAGGCAUCGAGCCUCUGUCCCAAGUCAAUGUCCUCGUACCCUCUCUGCGCCUGACCUUCGACCUCGCUGGCAUUCCCUAUGCAGAGCCGUGUUUCGCCAACAGCGCGCGGCGGAUCCCCAACGCGCCAGUCCCCGACCCAGACGAACCCAGGUACCACAAGGACCGCUGGCAGAAGGGCCUUGUAGGCGUCGUCUACGAGGUGACCAGGAGCGACUACGCGCACAUCAUCGCCACAGAAGGCGGGGGCGCCUCCUACCACGACAUCCUCAUCGACUGCUACGUCCUCCCCUUCGCCGACACGGUGCCCGCGAACCCAACCACCGCCCCCUUCAAAGCGCACACGCUCUUUGCCCCAACGGUCCAGCCAGACGAAGCGCGUACUGCAGAUCGCAUAGCACGCCCGGACCCCAGCUACGCCCAGCCCUCUGCCCGCUAUCUCAAGCUCAUCACCGAUGGUGCUACAGAGUGCGAACUACCUGCCGAGUACCAGGAGUACCUGCACAACAUCCGACCAUACACCAUCACAUCGAGGAAGCAGGCAGCCGGCAAGGUGCUAUUCACCGCGAUAUGGAUGCCGUUCAUCCUGAUGAUCUUUGCCAUAUCACGGAGACUACAAGACGACAAAGGCAGGGCUCCAAAGUGGUUUGCGAAACUCGCUGCCAUGGUCUUUGCGGGAAUGUGGCUGAGCUACGAUGGCGUGUUCAAAAAGACGUUUGGAGAUGGCGAGAGGACUAUAGGCGACGAGGCGGAUGGAAGGCUGUUCGAGCCGUACAAUGACGAUGCGGAGAAGGAGAGCCUACUGGAGGACGCCGUGGAGGUGAUGAACAACGCGGCUGGGCAAGACAAGGUGAAAUCGAACAGUGGCGAGAGCCUUUUUUCAUUGUAA